ACAUAUUUCAGAUUCGAGUUUGAUAGCCUGUAAAGUAGCUUUUACAUGGAGAGUUUUACCUCUCAAUGUGCGACUUUUCGACAUCGCUUAUCCAAAUUUAAGAUCAAGAUCUGAUAUGUAUAUUGAAUGAAAAAUAAAGUACCAAAAUCAUAUAUACAACUUGAUAUACAUAAAUAAUAAAGAGAUAUUCAAAGCCACCAGUAUUGACCUAUUCUCAAAGUCAACUAUUUUUCCAUAUAUAUAUAUAUAUAAACAAAACCCUAUUUCCAAAACCUAAAAUCAUUAUUCCAACAACUUUUUACAUCUCAUUUUCAUAAAUUCAACCUCCAAAACAAACAAACAAACAAACAAAAUGGGAAAGACAACAUUUUCAUCUUGUUGUUACUUCAUAUGUCCUUCAAGAUCAUCAAUGGUCAACCUGAUAUUCCACGAUGGAUCGAGGAGGGUGGUGACCGGAAAAAGGCUAGCCGGAGAGAUAAUGUUUGAGUUUCCAGACUGCAUGGUUUGCCAUGCAGACUCGUUCUACAUUGGAAACCCUAUUCCUUCCUUAAACAUAGACGAUAGGCUCAGAAAAGGCGAUACGUAUUUCAUUCUCCCUCUAGAUUACUUUCCAUCGUGCAGCAUGCUCUCUGCCUCUACUCUGGCUACCCUGGGCUCAAACUCUAGACAAAGUAGUUCUCCAGUCAACUUCAGAAACCCUAUUUUUCAAUACGUUAAGGCGGAAAAUGGUAGGGUUUUGAUAAAAGUGUCACCAGAGUUUAUAAUUAAGUUACUUACAAGAGGAAAUGAAGAUCAACAAGAAGAUAUUAUUACAAGUAAUAGUGAUAUUAAAGGUAAGUUUUUAUGUAAUACACCAGAAUUAAAGAAACAUUAUGAACAAUUAGUUUGUCCAAAAGGCCAAAUUUGGUCACCUAAAUUAGAAACUAUUACUGAAUACAAAAUUAAGUAUUCUCCUUGUAGGUUUAUAGGGUUUGAAUGGAAGCAAAAAGAAUAAUAUAUAUAUAUAUAUAUAUAUAUAUUGAUGUUUGUGUAUAGUUUAGUUUCUCUUGAAGUUAAGUAAGAAAUUUAAUUGAUUGUAGUUGAUACUCCCUCCGUCUCAAUUUAUGUGAUACAUUUCAGA
Capsicum annuum is the source of this 1120-nucleotide messenger RNA. RefSeq lists its product as uncharacterized. Bases 353 to 994 code for a protein of 213 amino acids. The transcript has a single exon. NCBI's taxonomy places the organism in Eukaryota, Viridiplantae, Streptophyta, Magnoliopsida, Solanales, Solanaceae. The record is from RefSeq and is a predicted model, not a curated record.